UGUGUGUUAAGCUAGUUGAAGCUAAGGCUCGGUGGAACUGUCAGUUAUAUUCUUAUCUAACGAAGCCAGACACGCACACGUGCUCGCCCAUGAGGCCACAGUUUAACGAUUUAGUGAACACACUCCUGUUUAGAGAGUGAGUGAGUGAGUGUGUGUGUUUGUGUAUGUGUGUGUAGAUGCGCUAAAAUGCUCAUGUGUCUCCUGUUGGUUCAGCUCGUCCUCUCCAGCAGCUCCGGGUCGCCGCUCUCUCUCCCUCCUGCAGAACCUUUCACUCGGGUGUCCAACAUGUCCGUGGACUGGGUCGGUUACGGGUACGCAGCGCUGAUCGCUUCCGGCGGAGUCAUCGGUUACGUCAAAGCAGGCAGCGUCCCCUCUCUGGCUGCAGGUCUCCUCUUCGGGGGCCUUUCAGGUUUUGGUGCCUACCAGAUCUCCAACGACCCCAAGAAUAUUUGGGUUUCCCUCGCUACUUCAGGAGCUCUGACUGGCGUAAUGGGAAAGAGGUUCUAUGGGUCCAGGAAGUUCAUGCCAGCGGGCUUGAUGGCUGCAGCAAGUCUUGUGAUGGUGGGGAAGCUUGGCGUGUCAUUGCUCCAGAAACCACAGCCGUCCUGAAGAAGUGAAGAUUGUGAAGUGUGUCCCAUCGUCUGCUUCAGGAGCCGUGUGUCAUUCAGUGUUUAAAUAUAUCUUUUGAAAUAUUUCCCAUGUCACAUGUUUGAAAUAUAAUACUUUGUUUAUAUAAUAAGAA
This is a messenger RNA of Pleuronectes platessa (European plaice), 742 nucleotides long. It is a transcript of the gene tmem14ca, whose product is annotated as transmembrane protein 14Ca. Bases 187 to 609 code for a protein of 140 amino acids. The record is from RefSeq and is a predicted model, not a curated record. Gene Ontology annotation, biological process: regulation of heme biosynthetic process. The transcript is spliced from 5 exons. Lineage: Eukaryota; Metazoa; Chordata; Actinopteri; Pleuronectiformes; Pleuronectidae. Gene Ontology annotation, cellular component: mitochondrial membrane.